Cooperia oncophora is the source of this 216-nucleotide messenger RNA. The record is from the annotation of a GenBank genome assembly. Lineage: Eukaryota; Metazoa; Nematoda; Chromadorea; Rhabditida; Trichostrongylidae.
AUGUGUUUUCUCUACGACGGAGACGACAUCGUUCAACAACCGCUACGAUUUGAAUGGAUGACCGAAAAUCUCGUACACGAUUGGAGACGAUUCCUAAACAUGAGAAUGAGCACGGAUCAGAAGGAGCGGCCGUUCUUCUUCUACUUCUCAUUCCCACAAGUUCACAGCGCCCAGUUUGCAAACGCUGAUUUUCGUGGUUCAUCCGUUCGAGGUUAG